GGGAGGUUUGCGUCGUAAUUGCUCGAGCUGAGCGGAACCGAAUGGCCCGUGUCGCGUUUUCCUGCCCACGUUCGGCUGAAGAAAAACGCACGUCGUAUGAUUAGUGAGGAAACUCUUGUCAUUACUAUUACUAUUACAAGCCUAUUUGGAGUGUGAAGCAGGGGGCUGGCCGGCGUCUCUCCUCACGGCUGUGCGAUGCCCUCCGACUUCAUCUCGCUGCUGGGCGCCGACCUCGACCUCAAUUCUCCUAAGUCGCUCUACUCGAAAGAAUCGGUGUAUGAUCUUCUACCCAAAGAGCUCCAGCUGCCGUCCUCCUCUGAGAGCAAUCCCGCUGCCAUGACCCAAAAGAGCGGCGGAGAGGCGGGGCCUCCCCCACCCGCGUCCCUUGCCUCGGAUGCCACCUCCAGUUCAUCUUCCAUGCCCAUGGGAUGUCCUCGCACUGCUUGUCCUCCAUCUUCCAGCCCCACGAUGCACUCCCCGUCCUGUGUUACCGACCAGGCCGCUGAACAUGACAACCCUGCUGCGGGUGAAGGUCCAAGUAGCAGUGGGGUUGUCAGAGCUCUUGCCAUUGAGAGUAAGUCAUCAGGGGUCGAACCGGAUGCCAUGGGAUGCAGCAGUGGUGGUGGCAACUGGUCUGGAGGAGCAGGAGGAACAGCACCACAGCCCCAACAGUUCCAGUCAACUCCCUCGAAGCGCCGGACGGUACUAAAUAUCUCGCCCCCACCGGAGGAUCUCCUGGAUGACAGCCGCAUGUCCUCCCAUGAAGACCCAACCCAAGACUCUGAGCAGAGUGCCAGCAUCUGGAUGGAUGACUCAGCCUCCAACUUCAGUAUCGUGAGCUCCGGUUCCUAUAAUGAUAACACUGAGGUACCACGCAAAUCCCGCAAGCGUACACCACGUCAGCGUCCUGGACCCAAGCCCACCUCUGCCUCCGAGGCCAGCAUGGAUGUGUUUGAUGCAGAUAGCGCCAAAGGGCCGCACUUCGUCCUCUCCCAGCUGGCCUCGGAUAUCAAGGCUUGUCCCAAGGGAAGUUCAGCGGAGGGUUUGCAGUCAAGCAGUCCAAAAGCCAGCACGCUGUCUGUGCAGUACCCUGCGAAGAGCGAGGGCAAGGAGCUGAAGAUUUUGGUACAACCAGAGACCCAGCAUCGAGCACGCUACCUGACAGAAGGCAGUCGAGGGUCUGUGAAGGACCGCACACAGCAGGGUUUCCCCACUGUAAAGGUGGAGGGGGUGAACGAGCCGGUGGUUCUUCAGGUGUUUGUUGGUAAUGACGCUGGCCGAGUGAAGCCACACGGCUUCUACCAGGCCUGCAGAGUGACUGGCCGCAACACCACGGCCUGUAAGGAGGUGGAUAUUGACAGCACCACAGUCAUUGAAGUGGGCCUGGACCCAAGCAAUAACAUGACUCUGGCGGUGGACUGUGUUGGAAUCCUCAAGUUGCGUAAUGCUGAUGUGGAAGCCCGCAUUGGGGUGGCUGGCUCCAAAAAGAAGAGCACGCGAGCCCGUCUAGUGUUUCGGGUCAACAUCCCCCGGCCCGACGGCUCUGUCCUCAUUUUACAGGCUCCGUCUUCCCCUAUCCUCUGCACUCAGCCUGCUGGAGCACCUGAGAUCCUGAAGAAGAGCCUACACAGCUGCUCUGUGAAAGGAGGUGAGGAGGUCUUUCUCAUAGGAAAGAACUUCCUCAAGGGAGCUAAAGUCAUAUUCCAGGAAAACCCAGCAGAUGAGAACUCCUGGCAGGCAGAGGCAGAGAUUGACAUGGAACUGUUUCACCAGAACCAUUUAAUUGUGAAAGUCCCUCCAUACCAGAAUCAAGCUAUCAACUCCCCAGUCUCUGUGGGAAUCUUUGUGGUGACCAAUGCUGGGCGGUCUCAUGACAUACAGCCUUUCACUUACAAUCCAGAACCUGAUCCAAGCAUUCCACUGCCUGCCACUUCAGAAUCAGGUCAAGUGGCAGAAGUGUCUGUGAAGAAAGAAGUUCAGUCUUUGACCAAUCCUUGUUCUUUCAAAGAGCAGAUGAAAGGGGUACAGAGUGCUGGUUCUAACUUGGACAGUGCAGUGAUGGCCCCAGUGAUACCACUCAUAAAGAGGGAAGAGGUCAUUCCAAUGGAAGUGUCCAGCCAUCCUGUAGCAGAAUCCAUCAGAUCUGCUCAGGAAGGAGACAUGAGGUCCAACAUCUCUAACAGUAACCACCCUUUCUCCAUUCCCAUGGCUUGUCAGCCAAGGGAAGCAGACCAACAGGCUGCUAUCUACACAAGCACAGAGCCCCUGAGUACUAUGCAGAAGCAGGAUGUUACACCCACUGAUUCCUUCUCCAUGCCUGGGGAAGCCAUCCUCCAGCAGCUCCCCCAGCAAUUCCUCCUAAAAUCUGAGGGCCUACAGCAUGAGGAAUCUUGCAGUGGCCCAGAUACAGGUGUGGUGGGGCUCCUGCAGAUAGUGGAGACUCCUGAGCAGCAGUCCCAGCUUCCUCUGUUCCCACAGGAUGGGGUGGCCCAACUGGAGAGGGCAGUGCGCCAGCUCCAGGCCGGGGGGUUCUCCUCCACUCACUCAGAUGGAAGCAACCUGGUGCAGCAGGUCCUGGAGGCAGCUGCUCAACAGCAGCUUAACCAAGUGCUCUACAACCCCACUUCCCCUCUCUCUGAGAGUAUGCAACAGGUGCAAGAGAACAUCAGUGGCCAGCAGCUGCAGUCAGCAGAAAACUCCCUUAUGAAGGAGCAGCAGCAGGAACAACAGCAGGUCCUUGAGGACCUACAAAAGCAACUUCAAUCAGAACUGUUCCAACCAGAUAUAUCCAUGCAGUGUGGCAUCUUCCAAGAUGAUUCUCAGACUAAAACACCCCAACAGCAGAGCUCUGCUCAGGCCAUGGCACCAGACCAGGGGCCAUUCUUUCACUCAGCAGAAGGUUUGCACUGCACAGCCACACAACAUCAGCAGGAGCAGACGCACCAGCAUCAGGAACAAGCAGCCCUUUUUCAGCAGGCUGAGGAGCUUCUGUCCAUCCAGACUUCUAGCUUUCUUCAGCAGCCCCCUGCCAACCCCUCUCCACCUCAGCAGCUGUUUCACAACUCAAGUCAAUUGACCAACACUCAGGGGUCACUAUUUCUGACACAGAAGGCCUCUCCCACUCAGGAGCAGGUCCAAGCAGUCAUCUUUCAGAACACCCUAACGGUUCUCACAAGCUCCACCUUGUCCUCAGACCAGCAGUCUCCCGCCCCAGGGAUUUUUCUCCCUCAGGGUGCCCUACCCAGCCAGCUGUCAGCAGACAGUAGUCAACAACCGCAACAGCAACAGAUGGCAUUUCUUGACUCUAUGGCGACAUCUGCUUCCAAUACUCAGUCAGGGUCAGUGUUUCCAUCCCAGCUGCCUCCCAUUGAGCAGAACACACCCAUGGGACAACAGUUGUCAUCCCAGCAGCCACAGCAGCAGGGCCAGAGCAUGUUCCAGAACCUGUCAGCUCACCCUCCAAGCAGCACUCUCUCCCCAAGCCAACAGCAGCAGCAGACAGGCCUCCUUUACUGUGCCAGCACCUUGAGCACCCAGGAGCAGUCUCCCAGCAUGAUCUUUGAAAGCAGUGGUCCUUCCCAGGAAAGUCAGAGCCCUGCUCUUCUCUUUUAUCCAAAUAGUGUGGUAUCUGUGAGCCAGCAGGAGACUACAGAGCCCAUGUCUUACCAGGACCAAAGCUCCAUAGUGGAGAACCAGCCUGUCAGUGAGCCCCAACAGCAGAGCCUGUUUGAAGGCCAACAGCCCAUGCAAGUGGUCCCAAGUUCUGGCAGCUCUGCUGAGGCCCCUGUCACCAUCUUCAUGCCCCAGUCUGCCAUAUCGGUCCUGCAAGGAAGCUUGAGCUCACAAGACCUUACCCAGGCAACAAUCUUCUCCACACAGAAUGAGACGGUUGCUUUGCAGACCUCCACCUCCUCUGCUGUGCAGCAGCAGGCAUCGCCCUUCCAGACAACUGUAAACAUGACCACAAGUCAGAGCAGCCAAGACCAGCAGCCUGGCAUUUUUCUCUUUGCCAUUCAGAAUGAAUGUGGUCAGCUGAUCAGCUCCUCUGCAUCUGCACUUUCCAGCCAUCAUGAGAAUGAUGCCCCAAUGCAGUCUUUGCUCAACCAGCCCGCAUCAAUUUCAGGGGACAUGCAGGACAGUGUGUCUACUUCUCAGAAUAUAGAGAAGAUUGAUGAUCUGCUUGAAAGUCUUCAGGAGCAGGGGAACAACAUUUCUCGUUCCUUCUAGGGUUCCUGCAGGUGCAAAGUCCUGUGAAAGCUGUUUGUCUUCAUGAAGAACAGGUAUAACUGGCAUUUUUUUAACUUCUGUUUUGCUGCUCCUGUUGAGCCAUUCAAGGCUAAACAGGAGUAACAAUAUGGAAUGUUCAUAUUUUUGAACAUCAUGGAUGCUGAUGGUAGUGGAAUCAAUGUGAUUAUAGUUUGAUAUAUAAACGGGGAAAAUAGUUUUUUGGCAUUUGUCAUUGACUGUAAAUGGAAAUAUACCACCAUUUCAAAUGUUUGUAACAUCCUGGUAGUCUGCUGGUCACUUGUUUUUA
Molecule: messenger RNA, 4534 nt
Organism: Scleropages formosus (Asian bonytongue)
Lineage: Eukaryota; Metazoa; Chordata; Actinopteri; Osteoglossiformes; Osteoglossidae
Product: nuclear factor of activated T-cells 5-like
Exons: 12
Coding region: 196-4227 (1343 amino acids)
Biological process (GO): regulation of transcription by RNA polymerase II; cytokine production; calcineurin-NFAT signaling cascade
Cellular component (GO): transcription regulator complex
Molecular function (GO): DNA-binding transcription factor activity, RNA polymerase II-specific; transcription factor binding; RNA polymerase II cis-regulatory region sequence-specific DNA binding
Source: RefSeq, a predicted model, not a curated record